AAGAAUGAGUGAAUGAGCUCCAUUUCUGUAAGCAAAUCAGAAAUUGGUGCAGCCUCUUCCAUUUCCCCUUUCCUUCCUCUUUCUUCAGAUCUCAAACACCAUUCUUCUCAAUCUUCAAUCUCCAAUCUCCAAUCUCCAAUCCCUAUAUAACAAAUCACAUCAUCAUUCAGAUUGAAUUGUGGAUUCAAUCUGAUGAUGGCUUCCCCCAAUCCCAAUCCCAACCACAACCACCCUCCUCCUCCCUUCGACAUGCACUCCUUCUUCAACCCUAACCCUAACCCUAACCCUAACACCGCCCACUCACCCUCCUCCUCCUCCUCCUCCUACCCUCCGCCCUUCUCCGCCGCGCCCUUCCACUUCCCCGCCUUCGACCACCGCUCCCUCUCCUUCCCCACCCCGCCUCUCCAGCCUCCUCCGCCCUCCAACCCCAACGCCGGCGCCCGCCUCAUGGCCCUCCUCACCAACCCCUCCCCCCAGCCCCCUCCCUCCUCCUCCUCCUCCUCGCCCUCCUCCGCCGUCCUCGCCGCUGCCACCGCCGCCGCCGCCGCCCUCACGCGCCUCCCCAGCACCAAGGUCCCCACUGGCCGCCACCUCGCCGGGGAGCGCGUCGCCUAUGACGUCGACGUCAGGCUGCCCGGGGAGCUCCAGCCGCAGCUUGAGGUCGCUCCGAUUACCAAAUACGGGUCGGAUCCGAACCCGGUUUUGGGGAGGCAGAUUGCGGUGAAUAAGUCGUAUAUAUGCUAUGGACUCAAACAGGGGAACAUUAGGGUGCUUAAUAUUCACACUGCUGUUAGGUCUUUGCUCAGAGGCCACGCUCAGAGGGUCACAGACUUGGCGUUCUUUGCUGAAGAUGUUCAUCUCUUGGCUAGUGUUGGCACAGAUGGCCGUGUCUAUGUGUGGAAGAUCUCUGAAGGUCCAGACGAUGAAGAUAAGCCUCAAAUUACUGCCAAUAUAGUUAUUGCUCUUCAAAUAGUGGGGGAGGAGAAAGUUGAACAUCCUCAAAUUUGCUGGCACUGCCACAAACAAGAGAUUUUGAUAGUUGGUAUGGGAAAAUAUGUUUUGAGAAUUGACACCACAAAAGUUGGAAAUGGUGAAGCCUUUGUGGCAGAGGUUCCUCUGAGAUGUCCUGUUGACAAGCUCAUUGAUGGGGUUCAGCUGGUUGGCACACAUGAUGCGGAGGUGACUGAUUUGUCAAUGUGCCAAUGGAUGACCAAUCGAUUGGUAUCUUCGUCACAGGAUGGCACAAUAAAGAUCUGGGAAGAUCGCAAGACACAACCACUUGCAAUUUUGAGACCCCAUGACGGACAUCCAGUUUUUUCUGCUACAUUUUUUACUGCUCCACACCAGCCCUAUCAUAUUGUUCUUAUAACAGCAGGACCACAAAAUCGGGAGGUGAAGCUUUGGGUCUCAGCAAGUGAAGAAGGUUGGCUUCUCCCAAGUGACACUGAAUCAUGGAAAUGCACUCAGACGUUGGAGUUGAAGAGUUCAGCUCAACCAUCUAAGGAUGCAUUCUUUAAUCAAGUUGCAGCAUUGCCUCAUGCAGGUCUGCUUUUACUUGCAAAUGCCCAGAGGAAUGCUAUAUAUGCUGUGCAUUUAGAAUAUGGUUCUAAUCCAGAGUCAACACGCAUGGAUUAUAUAGCUGAGUUUACUGUGACCAUGCCCAUUCUGAGUUUUACUGGUACAAGUGAUAUUCUACCUCAUGGUGAACAUAUUGUUCAGGUUUAUUGUGUUCAGACACAGGCUAUUCAGCAGUAUGCUUUGGAUUUAUCCCAGUGCUUGCCUCCACCAAUGGAAAAUUUGGGACUAGAGAAGUCAGAUUCCAGUGUUUCCCGCGAUGCAGUUAAUGUUGAAGGAUUCCACUCUUUAGACUCUUCUGUAGGUAGAACAUCUGAAAUGUCUUUAACCAGUUCUGCUCCCAAAACAAUGUUACCAGCAGGUAGUACGGAGAGUGGAUUUAUGGCAAGGUACCCUUUAAGCACUGGUCAUGCUGAGGCACCUAUUUCUAAAGAAAUCAGCAGUUCAAAUACUGAACCUAAAUCUGUUACAUUAGUUCCAUCUAGUAGUGAUCCUGAUAUUGUUUGUAUUCCAUCUCCACCUCUUCCUUUGAGCCCAAGGUUAUCUAGGAAACUCUCUGAUAUCAGGAGUCCACAAUCUAACUUGAAUGAUCAAGUUGGGGACCAUCCUGUUAAUGAUUAUUCAAUAGACAGACAAUUGGAUCCCAUUCACAGGAACAUGUCUGACCCAUUGAAUAAUGAUCCAAAGAAUGACGACAAGAAAGUGAAGCAGGAUGACAUUUCUAGUGUACUUAACCCUUCUGUUAUGUUUAUGCAACCAACUCAUCUAGUUACACCAUCUGAGAUCACAAAAUCUGGUUCCACCUCUGAGACUAACAUAAUUGAUAGGAAGACUGAGGGGGAAGCAAAGAUCCAGGAUGUGGUUGAUGUCGGUAAUGCCGAAGUGGAAGUGAAAGUGGUGGGUGAGACAAGAUCUAAUCCAAAUGAUGAAUUUGGUAGGCAGGGGUCACAGCAAACUCCAGUUUCUGAUAAGGAAAAAUUAUUUUGCUCUCAGGCUUCAGAUCUUGGUAUUGAGAUGGCCCGAGAAUGCUGUGCAAUAUCUGGGGACACAUAUCUUGCAGAGGAAUCUGGACAACUUGAUUCUCUGGGAGGAGACUCGCUGGCUCAACCUUCUGAUGCCGGUGAGGAUGGACUCCAAGACUUGGCGAAAGAUGCCCAUGAAAAGGUUUCUGGCUCAUCUACAUCUGUGGCAGUACCACCAUCUCAUGUGCCUAAUGCAAAAGGGAAAAGACAGAAGGGUAAAAAUUCUCAAGCAUCAGGCCCUUCCCCAUCUUCUCAAAGUGUGUGCAAUUCAACUGAUUCAUUCAAUGAAACAAAUGGAAAUCCAAGCUUCCCAUCUGCUGAAAAUGCUUUCCCUCAAAUUCUGGCAAUGCAAGAAUCAAUCAAUCAGUUGUUGACUAUGCAAAAAGAGAUGCAGAAGCAAAUGACAAUGAUGGUUGCUGUUCCAGUGACAAAAGAAGGUAGAAGGCUUGAGGCUGCCCUAGGCAGAAACAUGGAAAAAGCUGUCAAGGCCAACAGUGAUGCUUUGUGGGCUCGAAUUCAGGAGGAGAAUGCAAAAAGUGAAAAGUUGUUACGAGAUCGACUUCAACAAGUUACCGGUUUGAUUAGUAACUUUAUGAAUAAGGAUCUAACAGUAAUACUGGAGAAAACAGUAAAGAAGGAAAUGGCUUCAGUUGGGCAAGCAGUAGUACGUGCAAUGUCUCCUGCUGUGGAGAAAAUAAUAUCUUCUGCUAUAGUGGAGUCCUUCCAGAGAGGAGUGGGUGAUAAGGCAGUGAACCAACUUGAUAAAUCAGUUAAUUCAAAACUUGAAGCUACUGUAGCUAGGCAAAUCCAAGCACAAUUUCAGACAACUGGCAAACAGGUGCUUCAGGAUGCACUCAAAUCCAGUUUUGAAACAUCAGUGGUUCCUGCAUUUGAGAUGUCAUGUAAAGCCAUGUUUGAGCAAGUGGAUGCUACAUUUCAGAAAGGCAUGGUUGAACAUUCAACUGCUGUGCAGCAACGCCUUGAAUCUGCACCCACUUCGUUGGCAAUGACACUAAGGGAUUCCAUUAAUUCGGCAUCAUCAAUUACUCAAACCUUGAGUAGAGAGGUGCUUGAGGGCCAGAGAAAGCUAGUGGCAUUCGCUUCUACAAGAACAAACUCAGGCUCAUUAAAUCCUUUGCCCGUCCAGCUGAACAAUGGUCCUUUACUUCAUGAAAAGGUUGAGGUGCCCCUAGAUCCCACACAGGAGCUAACAAGGUUGAUUUCUGAACGGAAAUACGAGGAGGCUUUCAUUGGAGCUCUACAUAGAAGUGAUGUAUCCAUUGUAUCUUGGUUAUGUUCUCAGGUUGAUUUACGUGGACUUUUGACAAUGGUUCCUCUUCCUUUAAGCCAAGGUGUAUUGCUUUCACUUCUGCAGCAGUUGGCUUGUGAUAUAAACAACGAUACAGCGCGAAAGAUUGCGUGGUUGACAGAUGUGGCUGCUGCCAUAAACCCGUCAGAUCCUGUGAUUAUAUCGCACACACGACCCAUAUUUGAGCAAGUCUAUCAGAUUCUCAAUCAUCAACGUAGCUUGCCUACAAUGACUGGAUCUGAUCUGUCAAGUAUCCGUCUUUUAUUGCAUGUCGUCAACUCCAUGCUUAUGACAUGUAAAUGAUGAUGAUGAUGAUUUUUUUUUCUUUUCAUUUCCAGAAAUGUGCAAAUUCUUCGCCUUGUGAACUUGUAAUAGAAUUGGAAUUUUGUACAAAGCUCAGUGAUUUUUGUUGAAAGGGUCGAAAUUGGGUAGUAAGUGUUGACAGAUGUUAGGUAGUUCAUAUGUCAAAAUAUUCUGCAGCAACGAAAUUGAAUUUUUGACUCUAAAUUCUCAGGUUCUUGUAUUCCAUGUCCAUGUGGGAAUCAUAAUUUUAAAAUGCGUUAAUCCCA
Cajanus cajan (pigeon pea) is the source of this 4475-nucleotide messenger RNA. RefSeq names its product enhancer of mRNA-decapping protein 4. Gene Ontology annotation, biological process: deadenylation-independent decapping of nuclear-transcribed mRNA. The record is from RefSeq and is a predicted model, not a curated record. NCBI's taxonomy places the organism in Eukaryota, Viridiplantae, Streptophyta, Magnoliopsida, Fabales, Fabaceae. Gene Ontology annotation, cellular component: P-body. Gene Ontology annotation, molecular function: protein binding.